Messenger RNA from Mya arenaria, 846 nucleotides. RefSeq lists its product as uncharacterized. NCBI's taxonomy places the organism in Eukaryota, Metazoa, Mollusca, Bivalvia, Myida, Myidae. The record is from RefSeq and is a predicted model, not a curated record. The transcript has 2 exons. Bases 1 to 846 code for a protein of 281 amino acids.
AUGAAAGCACAAGUAACAUCAAACCACCAGUUACAUCAAACCACAAGUAACAUCAAACCACCAGUUACAACAACCACCAGUGACAUCGAACCACAAACUGCCAAGUCACCACCUUCCCUUGUUCAGACUGCCCAUUCCCCACCUCCCCUUGUUCAGACUGCCCAGUCCCCACAUCCCCUUGUUCAGACUGCCCAGUCCCCACAUCCCCUUGUUCAGACUGCUCAGUCCCCACCUUCCCUUGUUCAGACUGCCCAGUCACCACCUUCCCUUGUUCAGACUGCCCAGUCACCACCUUCCCUUGUUCAGACUGCCCAAUCAUCACGUUCCCUUGUUCAGACUGCCCAAUCGCCACCUUCCCUUGUUCAGACUGCCCAGUCCCCAACUCCCCUUGUUCAGACUGCCCAAUCGCCACCUCCCCUUGUUCACACUGCCCAGUCCCCACCUCCCCUUGUUCACACUGCCCAGUCCCCACCUCCCCUUGUUCACACUGCCCAGUCCCCACCUCCCCUUGUUCACACUGCCCAGUCCCCACCUCCCCUUGUUCACACUGCCCAGUCCCCACCUCCCCUUGUUCACACUGCCCAGUCCCCACCUCCCCUUGUUCACUCUGCCCAGUCCCCACCUGCCCUUGUUCAGACUGCCCAGUCCCAACCUUCCCUUGUUCACACUGCCCAGUCACCACCUUCCCUUGUUCACACUGCCCAGUCCCCACCUCCCCUUGUUCACACUGCCCCGUCACCACCUUCCCUUGUUCACACUGCCCAGCCACCACCUUCCCUUGUUCACACUGCCCAAUCAUCACCUUCCCUUGUUCAGACUGGCCUGACUCUUGGUUUGUUUCUUUAA